AUGGCGCUACGCGCGGCUCUGGGCUGCGGCCGCUGGCUCGCCCGCGCUCUGGCAGCGCCGGGGGCGGCCCGGGUCCCGCCGCCGCUGCCCGCCGCCGCCUCGGUGCUGCUGCCGGUCGGGCCCCGCCCGCUCCGACCCGCCGCCCGCUUCGCCAGCACCGCCGGGCCGGGCCCGGGGCCCGAGGGCCCAGCGCGGCGGGUGGUGGUGGUGAGGAUCACCAGCCCCUUCGCCUGGCUCCGCACCCGCUUCUACUACCUGCUCAUCCGCCUGUACUUCGACCAGGAGUUCAGCAUCGAGGAGUUCACGCGGGGGGCCAAGCAGGCCUUUUCUGUUGUUUCAAAACUGUUGUCUCAGCGUAAACUUGACCUGCUGGAUGAACUUGUAUCAGCAGAGGUACUUCAGGUGCUGAAGGAAAAGAUUUCUUUGCUCCCAGACAACCACAGGGAUGCUUUAGCAGCUGACAUUGAUGCAAUCAUGUACACAACAGAAGGAGAUGUUCGCAUUUACUAUGAUGAUGAUGGAAGAAAGUUCGUCAGCAUCCUGAUGUGUUUCUGGUAUCUGAAUGGUGCUAACCUACCUGAGCAAUUACCGGGUGAAGCAAAAGUUUUCCAGAUUGUGUUUGGAGAUGAAAGCACAAAAGAAAAAAGACAUCUUCUAACAGCAAACUAUGAGUUCCAAAGGGAAUUUACAGAAGGAGCAAAACCAGACUGGACAAUUACACGGAUUGAACAUCCAAGGCUAUUAGAAUAAAUACCUUUUACAGUC
This is a messenger RNA of Falco peregrinus (peregrine falcon), 765 nucleotides long. It is a transcript of the gene MAIP1, whose product is annotated as matrix AAA peptidase interacting protein 1. The transcript is spliced from 5 exons. The coding region runs from base 1 to 750 and encodes 249 amino acids. Gene Ontology annotation, molecular function: ribosome binding. Lineage: Eukaryota; Metazoa; Chordata; Aves; Falconiformes; Falconidae. The record is from RefSeq and is a predicted model, not a curated record. Gene Ontology annotation, cellular component: mitochondrial inner membrane. Gene Ontology annotation, biological process: inner mitochondrial membrane organization; protein insertion into mitochondrial inner membrane from matrix.